Molecule: messenger RNA, 465 nt
Organism: Alosa sapidissima (American shad)
Lineage: Eukaryota; Metazoa; Chordata; Actinopteri; Clupeiformes; Clupeidae
Product: complement C1q-like protein 3
Exons: 2
Coding region: 1-405 (134 amino acids)
Molecular function (GO): protein binding
Source: RefSeq, a predicted model, not a curated record
AUGGCUUUUACAGUCUCCCUGGAGACAGACACAAACAGAUACACAGGACCCUUCACUGUUGGGAAAACCCUAGUCUACAAACACAUCAUCACCAACAUGGGCAAUGUGUACAACCCCAACACAGGGUUCUUCACAGCACCGGUGAAGGGAGUUUAUGACUUCAAUUUUUACGUCUAUGGAGGUGGCGGCCCUAUUGGAAUUGGAGCUUAUCUCCGUAGGAACAGGGAGAAGCUUGUGAUGGCGUUCACCGGUGGAGAUGAUCAUUCCAUAAACGCCUCUAACGGUGUGAGUGUGCUUCUGGAGGUGGGAGAUGUGGUGGAUAUUUACCUGCCUGCCAAUCAUAGGAUAAUAGACAAUGGAAACCAUCACAGCACCUUCAGAGGUCACCUGCUGUUCCAGGUCUAACACACACUACAGGCUGACCAUUUAGAAAGUGUGUUACCUGUUGAACCAAAAGAGAGAGAA